Messenger RNA from Aspergillus bombycis, 1998 nucleotides. RefSeq lists its product as uncharacterized. The record is from RefSeq and is a predicted model, not a curated record. Gene Ontology annotation, cellular component: lipid droplet. Gene Ontology annotation, biological process: ergosterol biosynthetic process; triterpenoid biosynthetic process. The coding region runs from base 1 to 1998 and encodes 665 amino acids. Gene Ontology annotation, molecular function: lanosterol synthase activity. The transcript has 7 exons. NCBI's taxonomy places the organism in Eukaryota, Fungi, Ascomycota, Eurotiomycetes, Eurotiales, Aspergillaceae.
AUGGCAAGCAAGUACACCUUGAAGAUUAAGAACCAUCUGGGGAUCAAUCAGAAUGAUAAGACGCGCCCAUCUUACACGAAAAGCACUGAAACCGAGGGGUGGCACCUGGUGGUGACCGAAGAUCUGGGACGCCUGAGGUGGAUCUAUGUGAAUGACAAGGAGGAUCGCAAGGCUCGACCGCAAGAUGCGACAACCAAGUUCUUCUUGGACCUUUCAAUAGGCAUUCCCGACUCCGGCCCACCCAAGUCAGCUGCUGAAGCCAUCUAUAAGGGUACCCGGUUUCAAGCCAAUACACAGAUCCGCGAUCUGGGCUGCUGGGGCGCUGACUUGAGCUGUAUCUUCUUUGUGACGCCAAUGAUGGUUAUCGCCUGGUAUAUCACUGGCGCUGAAAUCGAUGAAGCCUACGUUAUUGAAUUGAUCCAGUUCAUGUUCGACUGCCAACGGACAGACGGCGGCUGGCAACCGGUCUAUCUCCCAUGCUGGGCCAAGUUCUGGCUUGCGCUGCUGGGUCUGUAUGACUGGGAAGGUACUGACCCUUACCCGGUGGAGAUGUGGCUCCUCCCUGAGUGGCUUCCAGUCAGCCCAUGGCAAUGGUUCAUCAUCCCCCGCCACGUCUAUCUAGCGAUGUGCUUUUUCUCCUCUAAGAGAUUUACCGUCCCGACUAAUGAUGUUUUGGAUGAAAUUCGGGCAGAGCUGUUUCCAGAUGACUUCUCCUCCGUCAAUUUCUCCGCGUUCGAAGGGGUGGUGCUCGCGUCCAAGCGACAUCAGGCUAAAGGCUGGGUGCUGCAGACUCUGAACUGGACCCUCAAGGCUCAUGCCGAAAGGGCCACCACCUCGACCGGGAUUGUCAGUCUCGACGGUUGGCUGAACAUGAUUGCUUUCUACUGUGCCGAGGGUCCUGACUCCCCUGCCCUUAAGCGUAUGCAAGAAACGAGUCUGGAGUACCUGUGGAUGGGUUCUUCGGGCAUGCAGACCAUGAGUAUUCACGGGGGACACAUGUGGGACACGUCCUUUGCGCUGCAGUCACUCGUGUAUACGGGCCUUGCGAAUCAUCCCGAUUUCCACGGAAAUGCCCGCCAUGCCUAUGAGUUCCUGAUCAAGCAACAGCUUGUGGAAGAGUGGGAGGAUUGUCCCUCUUGUCAUUAUCCAAGUCGGCUGGGCGCGUGGUCCUUUACCGCCCGCUACCAUGGGAUCCCUUGUUCUGAUUGCACAGCCGAAGCACUGAAAGCGAUUCUGCUGUUGGAGAAGGAGACGAGUCUCCGAGAAAUGAGUGAGAAGAACCUUCAUUUGGCUGUGGACCAAUUACUAUAUAUCCAAAAUGCAAGCGGAGGCUAUAGCAGCUUCGAACCCAUCGGCGCCGGUGAGUGGCUGGAGCACCUCAAUGGGACUGAAAUGUUCGGCCAGGUGAUGACGGAACACGAUUACGUGGAGUGUACCUCUUCCUGCAUCACGGCUUUGGACCUUUUCAGGGAUCGAAAGAGCGGGUAUCGGUCCAAGGAAGUGGAUGAUGCCAUUGAGCGGGGGGUACAAUACGUGGAGAGGAGCCAGAAGGAAGAUGGUAGCUGGAUGGCUUCUUGGGGGAUCACGUUCACGUAUGGCGCUUUCUUUGCCAUGGAAGCCUUGCACUGUGGUGGACGGAGCUAUAAGAACUCUCCCGUGGUCAGAGAGGGCUGUCGUUUCCUGUUUGACAUGCAGGAGUCGGACGGGGGGUCCCGUAUGUCGGGUUCAUACGUACGAGCCCUUCGGUCGCACACAGUCCAGACAGCAUGGUCUUGCCUCGCGCUGAUGUACGCCGGCUACCCUGAUCCAGAACCCAUCAAACGAGGACUUGAUCUCAUCUGGAAUCGACAAAAGCCAAACGGUGAAUGGGAACAAGAAUACUCCGUCGGCUGUGGGAUUGUUACGUGUCAUAUUAAAUACUACUACUACAUCUACUCUUUCCCGCUUCGAGCACUAGCAAUGUAUGAGAAGAUAUAUGGGGAGGGCUUGCCAUGGUAG